AUGUUAGCCUGCCCCCGCGCUAAGCGCACGAAGGACAACUUCCUUUUCGAUGCUAACGGCGCAAUUUCGACCACCCACAAGGUCGCCAUCCGGCAUUCUGCUGAGCAGUUCCACUUGCCCAUUAGAGAGCUCGACGACCAGGAGUCAUUAGAGGUCCUGAGAUAUGUGCAACCCAACGGUGGGGUUUACUCGACCUUUCGCUUCAACUUUGACAACUUCACACGCGGACGUCGCGUGGUUCUGGUGACUGGCCAUCGCUGGGCAUUCAAGCAAGCAACCAAGUGA
This is a messenger RNA of Neoarthrinium moseri, 285 nucleotides long. RefSeq lists its product as uncharacterized. NCBI's taxonomy places the organism in Eukaryota, Fungi, Ascomycota, Sordariomycetes, Amphisphaeriales, Apiosporaceae. The transcript has a single exon. The coding region runs from base 1 to 285 and encodes 94 amino acids. The record is from RefSeq and is a predicted model, not a curated record.